Python bivittatus (Burmese python) is the source of this 2283-nucleotide messenger RNA. The record is from RefSeq and is a predicted model, not a curated record. NCBI's taxonomy places the organism in Eukaryota, Metazoa, Chordata, Lepidosauria, Squamata, Pythonidae.
CCCAUCUCUGCAUUAAAACAAUGUCCUCCAGGGAAAGAUUUUCAAAGGACAUUUGAUCUCACAAGCUUUGGAAUUCUUUUGAGGGACCUAACCCGGAAGCACCCUGAUUCUGAGCCUAUGUUCCUUGGAAUCGCCAGGAGAUGAGCACCACUCUUAAUUAUAAGUCUUUUUCUAAAGAGCAGCAAACUAUGGAUAACUUGGAAAAACAGCUUAUUUGUCCCAUAUGUUUAGAAAUGUUUACUAAGCCAGUGGUUAUCCUUCCGUGUCAGCACAACCUCUGUAGAAAAUGUGCCAGCGAUAUCUUCCAGGCCUCAAAUCCAUAUCUUCCAACCAGAGGAGGUACCACUGUGGCUUCAGGAGGUCGAUUCCGCUGCCCCUCCUGUAGACAUGAAGUAGUUCUGGACAGGCAUGGAGUGUACGGCCUUCAAAGAAACCUGUUGGUGGAAAAUAUAAUUGAUAUAUAUAAACAGGAAUCUUCCAGGCCUGAAAGAAAGACUGAGCAGCCAAUGUGUGAAGAACAUGAAGAUGAGAAAAUUAAUAUUUAUUGCCUGAAUUGUGAAGUGCCCACAUGUUCUAUGUGCAAAGUUUUUGGUGCUCAUAAAGACUGCCAAGUUGCUCCCCUCACGAAUGUUUACCAAAGGCAGAAGUCUGAACUUAGUGAUGGGAUCGCUGUGCUGGUGGGAAGCAAUGACAGAGUACAAGGAAUUGUAACUCAGCUGGAGGAAACCUGCAGAACAGUUGAAGAAUGCUGCAAAAGGCAGAAGGAACAACUAUGUGAAAAAUUUGAUUAUUUAUACUCAAUAUUGGAAGAAAGAAAAAGUGAGAUGACACAAAUAAUCACUCGGAGCCAAGAGGAGAAAUUGGAACAUGUCCGGUCUCUGAUAAAAAAGUAUGCAGACCACUUAGAGACAGUGUCAAAACUGGUGGAAUCAGGUAUCCAGUUUAUGGAAGAGCCAGAAAUGGCUGUAUUUUUACAGAAUGCUAAAGCAUUGCUACAAAAAAUUACUGAAGCUUCUAAAGCAUUUCAGAGGGAAAAAAUAGAGAAAGGCUAUGAAAAUAUGAGCCACUUCAGAGUCAACCUUAAUAGAGAAGAAAAGAUAAUAAAAGAAAUUUACUUUUACAGAGAAGAGGAGGAAGAGGAGGAGGAAGAUGCCACAGAAGGGAAAGAACAGGAUGAAGUCCGCACUGAAUCAUCAGGUGAAGAAGAUGAAAUAUCUGAACAAGCAUCAUCUCAGCAACUUCAGCAGGGUAUUGUGUUGAAAGACACACUAGCAGUAUCUCAGACUAAACCAGUACCAUCAUUACCUUCUCUACCACUAGUUAAUACUCCUACUUCAGCAAAACAGGAUGAAAUUGUGCAUACUACUACACAACAGCCUGCAGGACUAGUAGAAACUGGACCACAGUCAAAUGGAGAGCCAUCUGAUCCCUUGUUCUAUCCUAGUUGGUAUAAAGCACCACCACGACAAACAAGCAAUUCAAAUCCAGCCCCAUUGACCGAAAAUAGGCAGGUAGGGCCUUCCGUUCCUGUAGAAGUGAAUGUCAAGAAGACAGAGGUUCCAGGAGCAGCUUCUGCAAAUACAAAUUCUGCUGUGAGUGGUAAGGAAGUUAACCCAUCUACAGAUACUUCACAGACUGGGUCUGAGACAUCCUUUCAAGGACAAGUGGAAGGACAGCCUGGGAGCAAUGAAAGAGUUGAUGAGCCAGCUCGUCAUGUUUUCUCUUUCUCCUGGUUGAACUCAUUGAAUGAAUGAUGACUCCUAGUCCAGAUGGCUUCUGGUGGAACUCACUAGCAGGAAAUGACAACAAGUAACACAUUGAAAAUAAUAGCGGAUCAGAUUUUAUUUAAAGACUUUAUUUUGAAAAUUGUCACAUUGGAUCUGACUUUCUGUACAAUUUGAGAGGGGAUGGUGGGGAAGAAAGAGUAGGAGAUAAUACCUUCUCAUGAACCAUCUGAACCAUUUUUGAACUCAUGGCAAAUAACAAAUGAUAAAAUUACUUGUCCAGUUUGCUUCUGGGCACUGCAAUUUAGGGACAAGGCUCUACAGUAUUUUUAAUAGCUGAUCUAUGUUAUGCCCAAAUUGUUACAUGAAUAUGGCAAAUGACCCUAAUUAUGUUCAAGCAAAAUUAAAAUCAGAAGGGAAGAAUGCAUUAAAAAGAAAAAUAUUAUUACAAGUAAACUGUUAAAGGUUCACUAUGCAUAUUUGUAAAUGUCUUGGGCAUUUCCUUAGUUUUAUGUAUGUACUCUGUCAUUUCUUCACUAAAGACAUUGUUAUUAAUAAA